AUGCCUCAGACAGGUCCUUCACUGUCCCCAUCGCUGGGCAUCCGCCUUGAAGGAAAUCAACGUUCAUAUUCUCCAGGCGACACAAUUAUUGGCUGUGUUUACCGAAAAAGCCCUGUCGUGAGUCCAGACUCAUCAGUUACCAUCUCUUUAUCUGGGAGGACCAAAUCCAAGAUAGUGGUCCAUCGCGCAAAUAACAACACAAGUACUUACCGAGGCCGCUUCAAUCUCAUCCCCGAGUCUGCUUGCUCCCAAAAGAUCUUCCAAGGCCCGCUCCAUAUUGAGAGCGGCGGCGAUGAGCAGACAUGGUCGUUUGCGAUAACGCUGCCAAAACACGUUGACCCGCGAUACUUGCAAGGCGGGGGCCAGGAUGAGAGCUUUAUACCUCUUGGCGCAACAGACCACGUUCUACCAUCGACCUAUACACUUCGCGCCCUUGGAAACACCGAGGGCUUUGUCGAGUACUUUUUGAAAGCUACCUUGAGGGUCACCAGAAAAGGUCAUAUUGAUAUGACUGAAGCUGCAUUUCCGUUCAAUGUCAUCAACCUCAGCCCUGACCCUCCCAUAGCCGACUUUGGGCUCAAGGGGUCACGGAGUCGUCAGACCAUUUCGAGCUAUCGCCUUGUCCCAGGUAUGGAAGGUGUCAAGUUAUCAUUUUCACAGAAGAUGAAGCAGUCUUUCAGCACCUCUAGUGUACCAGAAUUUGUCUACAAUCUUCUCGUUGACGUCCCAUCCGUCAUUCAACUCGAAAACCCAACUCCGAUCCCGUUCAAGUUACGAGUCGUCCCGGAUUUAAAUGGGACAAGCGAGAUCAUCAAAGAAGUCCCACAAAAGGUCAAACUAUCAUCAGUUUCUAUGCGAAUCGUCAGCAGCACCGAGGUCAUUUGCGAAGGAACUCUGUAUCCCCAUACAAAGACAAAACGCGAGGAGAUUGACCUGUGUAUUGAGAGUGCUAUAAACAGAACUCAGGACGACAUCUACAUCCCCUGCACAGAUGAAGGGCCCCCACUCGAUGUUGGAGCCAUACUCGGUUUGCGUCUUGAACAACCACGACCUGGUUCUCCUCAUCGACCAAGCAAUUUACCAAAACUCAAUCCUACUUUUGCCACUUACAAUAUUCGUCACUCGCACAGGCUGACAUGGAAGGUCAUAGGUGAAAUAGCAGGAGAGCGCUUUAGCGCGUUGGGUGCAGUCCCAUUGAAGAUUUUGAUGCCAAGUGACGAGCGAGGGCGUCUGGGUGGUAAAACAUCAGUUCAAAGGACCGAAACUGAAGCUGCAUUUGACGGCGCCCCAGGUCCGUCUCAAUUGCAAAGGAACGAGUCGUGGAUCCAGCCUCCAGAUGAAGAUGACGCACCCCCAAGCUUCACUGAAGUAGUCGAGGAAGAUAAGGGAGCCGGGGUAGCAGAGAAGUCCCGUGAAUAG
This is a messenger RNA of Fusarium musae, 1419 nucleotides long. RefSeq lists its product as uncharacterized. Lineage: Eukaryota; Fungi; Ascomycota; Sordariomycetes; Hypocreales; Nectriaceae. The record is from RefSeq and is a predicted model, not a curated record. Bases 1 to 1419 code for a protein of 472 amino acids. The transcript has a single exon.